AUGCAUUUCCUUUCAGAUUAUUUUGUCCUCUUCAUUGGAAUCAUCAUAAUCCUGGUGCAGAAGCUGCAGUCUCCAGACAUCGGCGGGAACGAGUCCAGCAUCUACCUGCGUCUGGCGCGCUCCACCCUUCUCCUCAUCCCUCUGUUUGGAAUCCACUACACUGUUUUUGCUUUCUCCCCGGAGGAUUUCAGCAAGCGGGAGCGACUGGUCUUUGAGCUGGGCCUGGGCUCCUUCCAGGGGUUUGUGGUGGCCGUGCUCUACUGCUUUCUGAAUGGAGAGGUGCAGUCGGAGAUAAAGAGGAAAUGGAGGAGUUGGACGGUGAACAGGUACUUUGCUGUGGACCUGAAGCAGCAGCGUCACCCUUCGCUAGCGAGCAGUGGGGUGAACGGGGGGACGCAGCUGUCCAUCCUCAGCAAGAGCAGCUCACAGAUACGCAUGUCCAGCCCUCUGGCCGAGACGGUCAACCUCAACCUGCCCACCUGAGCGCCUGAUUGGCCUGUCCGUCCAUAAGCCCCGCCCUCCAACUCACCUUCUUCACCUGCAGUACGGCCGACCAAUCACAAUUAGAGAAGAACUAGUGAUUAUUCAUGAAAUAUAUGGAUAGUAUUUAAAGAUUCCAAACAAGAUCUAGAAUGUCUCACCCAUUAUCGGUUAGAAACGAUUUGUCCAGGGAAAAAUAUAUAGUGCCAAAACUGUUGAUGAGCUUAAAAGUUGCUAUUCAGGUUAGGAACCAAAAGCAACUUUUUGAAGGCUUUCUAAUUAAUCUAAUGAGUAAACAACAAUACAAGCAUAAAAUAAUGUUAUUUGUAAUCAAUAAUAAUGCAGAACAGGGGCUGUAUGGUUCACACCGCAAUGCCAAAAUGAGACUGCGGUGAAAAUUUGAGUGAAAUUUCAUAUCGCAUUAUGAGCCAUAAAGAAUGUGAAUUGUUGGUGGUUAGAGUGUAGUCAGAGAAACAUCAAUCCAUUCAUUUCUGUCAAACCAACAGCACAUUGCUUUCUAGUUUUUUAUCAGAGAGAGACGGGUUACAUUUCAGUGUUAUGAGAAAAUAUAAUAACAUAAAGUGCCAAAACAUGAAUAUUUAGGUAUUGUUUUAUCUGCAAGCUACUGUGUUUAUCAGAAGUACACUAAAAAAGAAAAUGUACAGUUUUCGUGUUGCUCGUUUAAAUGCUGUGUUUUUGAUUUAAUGUUCUCCACAGAGAGAUUGUAAAACAUAUUUUUUUACAAUCAGCCGUAAGUACAGAGUAUGUCAACAAUAUAAAGACUUAUGAAUGACUCAUGAAUUUAGAUUGUGUAAAUGUUAUGUUAUGAGUUAUGAGGCCAGUGCUUUCUUACUGUCAUUGCGAAUGGUUUAUAACUACACAGAGCCAAUAUCAGCAAAUCAAGGACUGUCAAAAAACAGUUCUGUAAACAAUUACCAGUCCAGUGAAGCUAUUCCACAAUUCCCUCUGAUUUAUUUAAUCUGAAGUGCCUGAUGGUCACAAAAAAAGCUUUGAUGGAUUUACUGUAAACAACCAGUCCCAUGCAGUAUUGAUUUAAUUAUUAGUCAUUUAGUAGUGUAGAUUCAGUCUUCAAGUUUGUGUUACAAUCUUUAAUUUCUACAUAGUAGGAAUAUAUUAAUGUAUACACAGUAUUAGAGUGCAUAUAGACAUUUCUAAAGCUUUGAAAUGCGCAAAUCAAUUCCAUUAUGUUACUAUCAGAUGCAUUAUAAAUGCAUUUAGGGCUGACAUGUUCAACUGUGGGAGACAAAAGAGACAUUUGAGUGAGAUGUGAAAGUGUUAAAGGGAGAUUUCACCAAAAAUGUUGAUUCUGUCAUCAUGUCCAACUUUUUACAUGCUUGUACUCUUACAAUGAAAACAUACAGAAUGUCAAGCUCCAAAAUGGCAAAAGGCAUCAUUUUAGUACCCGAAUUAUAUAUGAAGGACUUUAAUUAUGCUUUUUUGUCCUUAUUUAAAGCUGGACAACCUGUGCUCAAUAUAUUUUGUAUGAUAACAAGGAUGCAUAUGUAUGCCAUACAGGUUUAAAAAUGACACGAGGAUGAGUGAAAGAUGACAGAUUUUAAUUAAUUUUUGAGUGAACUUUUAAUACAUGAGAGACUGAUAACCCCAAACCUUUACAAGAACAAUAUCUGAUGUCAAUCAAGGAAUCCAACCAAAUUUACUGCAUCAUCACUGACUGACAAUCAGAAUGAGUCAUCAUCACUCACAUUUUUACGUUUGAUCGCGAUAAUAACGUGCAUCGGUGUACUAAGUGGCAGCAGUCUGUGCUAAAGGUGAUGUUUAUUUCAGUACAGUAUUAUUCUCUGCCGUGAUUGUAAAUUCUCUGUAUACGUUAAAGACGCACGUGCCAGUAAAUAAUGUACCAGCACACUCUCUUUAGUCAACACUUGCGGUCUUAAGUACCAACGAUGUAUGUAAAACUUCUGUGAUUUUUAAACGUCUCAUUUUUGAAAUGCAGUAUGCUUUUUGUUGCAGCUCAUAGUUGUUGGUGAUUCACAUUGCGGAGUUGAGGUGGUUAUUGAAAUGUACAGUAAAGUGAUGGUCGCCUAGAUCACUGUAUACUUUUUUCCCCUUGGUUGUUAUUUUAAAGUUUUAAGUGUGUAAUUUGUGUGCUUCUAUCAUCAGCAAACGAAAAUGAACAAAUAAUGAUGGCAGGUUUCGAACGCUCCUCAUCUCUCAUUGGCAGGAUAAACAUAGCUCCG
Carassius auratus (goldfish) is the source of this 2699-nucleotide messenger RNA. RefSeq names its product pituitary adenylate cyclase-activating polypeptide type I receptor-like. The coding region runs from base 1 to 483 and encodes 160 amino acids. Gene Ontology annotation, biological process: cell surface receptor signaling pathway; adenylate cyclase-modulating G protein-coupled receptor signaling pathway. Gene Ontology annotation, molecular function: peptide hormone binding; G protein-coupled peptide receptor activity; vasoactive intestinal polypeptide receptor activity. The transcript has 4 exons. Gene Ontology annotation, cellular component: plasma membrane. NCBI's taxonomy places the organism in Eukaryota, Metazoa, Chordata, Actinopteri, Cypriniformes, Cyprinidae. The record is from RefSeq and is a predicted model, not a curated record.